Molecule: messenger RNA, 1920 nt
Organism: Conger conger (European conger)
Lineage: Eukaryota; Metazoa; Chordata; Actinopteri; Anguilliformes; Congridae
Gene: cdk10
Product: cyclin dependent kinase 10
Exons: 15
Coding region: 420-1505 (361 amino acids)
Biological process (GO): protein phosphorylation; regulation of mitotic cell cycle
Cellular component (GO): nucleus
Molecular function (GO): ATP binding; cyclin-dependent protein serine/threonine kinase activity
Source: RefSeq, a predicted model, not a curated record
AGAAUGGAUGGUUCAGUUUUGACAGGACCAGUUGACAGUUGGCUACACGUCAGUGCGGGGCAUGGGUCCCAUCCGCACCCGCUAUAUCGAGGCCGAUCUCUGAUGGGGUCUGGGGUGAGCAAGGACACAGAAGCUGCCGGAGCUCAAAAUGAGACGGGAUCCCAGUCAAUGAGCAAAUAUCCCAGAAUCAUCAUAACAGCAGCGUCCAACGACGACCUCUUCGGACCGCCUUCAGACAAGCCUCUUAUCAUCCGGGAGGCCAGACCGGGAACUCCGAUAUAUGUCGGUCGCCGGCCGUUUCCUUCAUCGAAAGCAAAGAGCCACUAAAAGAAGAUCACUGACAUUUUGGUUGAAUUCCUACAAGUUUGGACGGAGACAAAUUUGGAUCUACUAGAGGGUUUCGGAGCGCCUGGACGGCGAUGGAGUCGACGACAGACACGGACCCCGAGCCUAUCAAGCUAAAAUCUCUUAAACGGCCGGGAACAUUUACAGUACCAUCGCAAGACAGGCUGGGCAGGUGCAGAAGCGUGAAGGAGUUUGAGAAGCUGAACCGGAUAGGAGAGGGAACCUAUGGGAUUGUGUAUCGAGCCCGUGACACAAGGACUGAUGAGAUUGUGGCUCUGAAGAAGGUCCGCAUGGACAAGGAGAAGGAUGGGAUCCCAAUUAGCAGCCUGCGGGAAAUCACCCUGCUGCUCCGACUCAGACACCCCAACAUCGUACAGCUGAAGGAGGUGGUGGUGGGGAGCCACCUGGAGAGCUUGUUUCUGGUGAUGAGUUACUGUGAGCAGGACCUGGCCAGCCUGCUGGAGAACAUGCAGACCCCCUUCUCUGAGGCACAGGUUAAGUGCAUUGUUCUGCAGCUGCUAAAAGGACUGGUCUACCUGCACCAUAACUUCAUCCUGCACAGGGAUCUGAAGGUAUCCAAUCUGCUGAUGACCGAUAAAGGCUGUGUCAAGAUUGCGGAUUUUGGACUGGCGCGGGUCUACGGGAUCCCACUGAAGCCCAUGACGCCCAGGGUGGUGACACUGUGGUACAGACCACCUGAACUCCUCCUGGGGUCAAAGACACAGACCACUGCCAUCGACAUGUGGGCUGUGGGCUGCAUCCUGGCGGAGCUGCUAGCCCAUAAGCCCCUGCUGCCGGGCAGCUCCGAGAUCCAGCAGGUGGACCUGAUUGUGCAGCUCCUGGGGACGCCCAACGAGAACAUCUGGCCGGGGUUUUCUCGUCUGCCGCUGGUUGGACAGUACAGUCUGAGGAAGCAGCCUUACAACAACCUGAAGAAUAAGUUCACCUGGCUGUCAGAGGCAGGGCUCCGCCUGCUAAACCUGCUCUUCAUGUACAACCCACAGCGCAGGGCCACUGCUAACGACUGUUUGGAGAGCUCCUACUUCAAGGAGAAGCCACUACCAUGUGAACCAGACCUCAUGCCCACCUUCCCUCACCACCGAAACAAGAUGAUGGCUGCACCCAUCGCCGAGAGCCAACCCAAACGCAGCAAAGUGUGACCUCUCAUCCUAGGGUGUGUCGAACCUCGUACAGGAUCCCUGGAACAGAUUCAGACUGAGAUGCAGGGCAGUUACAGGUGUGGACUCCACCUGUAUACAUGCCUGUUUCCAUACAGUUGGCUAAGUGUUGACUGCACCGGUGUUGGACGUUAGCAUCGUUUGCGUUGGGUCUAUGCGCUGCGAUUAUAGGUCAGUGUUGAAGGACCAGAUUGUGUAUGGCAGGUUUGGGGGGUCCUGUGCCCAGGGUAGUUUGCAUUUACAGAGUUCUCUAACCCUUGCCUUCACUGCCACAUGCUGAGGGCCAAGCCCAGCUUUACCCACCAUACUACUGCCGUCAUUAGCAUUGUUCGAUGUGUAAUAUAGCAAAUUGAAAAUGUAUCAGAUGAAGAUGAACAAUAAAAUGCAAUUUCUUAGA